Cordyceps militaris CM01 is the source of this 945-nucleotide messenger RNA. RefSeq lists its product as uncharacterized. The record is from RefSeq and is a predicted model, not a curated record. Lineage: Eukaryota; Fungi; Ascomycota; Sordariomycetes; Hypocreales; Cordycipitaceae. Bases 1 to 945 code for a protein of 314 amino acids. The transcript is spliced from 3 exons.
AUGGCUACCGUCCUCGCCGGCGCCUCGUUUGGCGCCGCCAUGAUUGCCGCCGGCUUCUCCAACCCGGCCGUCGUCAUCGCCCAGCUGCGCUUCUCCAACUGGCACAUGAUGCAGGCCUUUCUCGCCGCCACCGCCUCGAGCAUCGACCGCGCCGGCUGGGCCAAGCUCACGCCCCGCGCCUCAGCGCCCCUCGGGCUGCUCCCCACCACGUACGACGGGAACCUGCUCGGCGGCGCGCUCCUCGGCGCCGGCAUGGCGCUGUCCGGGUCCUGCCCGGGCACGCUGUUUGCGCAAAUGGCCGCGGGCGUGCACACGGGCUUCUACGCGCUCGCCGGGGCACUGGCCGGCGGCGUGCUGUGGACCGGCGUGCUCAGCCCCGUCGUAGCGCGCCGGCGCAAAGCACCCGUCACCGUCACCGUCAACGAGUACCUCGGCGUGUCCAAGCCCGCCGCCAUGCUGCUGUACGAGCUCGUCUUCAGCGGCGUGCUCGUCGCCACCGCGCGCUACGCCCCGGCGCGCUUCCCCGGCACCAGCCUGCCCGGCGCGCUCGGCGGCUUGCUCAUCAGCCUGUCGCAGCUGCUGUCCAUCGCCACGCGCGGGUCCAUGAUUGGCAUCUCGGGCUCACAUGAUUGUAAAACGCUACGGCUUGCUGCAGCCCUUCUUGGCCGUCACCUCAAUCUCAAUCUUCAUCUCGUCCUUCAUGAGCGCCGCCUGGAUCAUGGUCGCCGCCGGACGCACCGCGCCGAAAUACCGCUGCAGCACCGGCCACGUCGCGGCAAAGUCGGCGCGGUCCGGCAGGAUGUAGCGCACGCGCACGACGUCGGCCAUGCAGGCGCCGGCGUCGGCGAGCGCCUUGUCAAUGUUGGCGAGGGUCUGCUCGGCCUGCGCCGCGACGUCGGGGGAGAUCUCGCCCGUGGCGUAGUUGUACCUGGUAUCUCGAUUUAG